This is a messenger RNA of Cyprinodon variegatus (sheepshead minnow), 6036 nucleotides long. It is a transcript of the gene grin2aa, whose product is annotated as glutamate receptor, ionotropic, N-methyl D-aspartate 2A. Gene Ontology annotation, cellular component: plasma membrane; NMDA selective glutamate receptor complex; postsynaptic density membrane. The transcript has 14 exons. The record is from RefSeq and is a predicted model, not a curated record. NCBI's taxonomy places the organism in Eukaryota, Metazoa, Chordata, Actinopteri, Cyprinodontiformes, Cyprinodontidae. Bases 1 to 4650 code for a protein of 1549 amino acids. Gene Ontology annotation, biological process: synaptic transmission, glutamatergic; long-term synaptic potentiation; excitatory postsynaptic potential. Gene Ontology annotation, molecular function: transmitter-gated monoatomic ion channel activity involved in regulation of postsynaptic membrane potential; NMDA glutamate receptor activity.
AUGCAGGGGAUGAAGUGGUUUAGCAUCAUGUCCCUCAGCACCAAAAGGAGUAAGAGGAGGAGUAGAAGGAGCAGCAGUUAUGGCAGCGGAGGCAAAAGUGUGCUGCUCUCCCUGGCUCUUCUAGUGGCGGUGACAGUCAUGGCAGACCCAGUGGCAGCCCAGAAGCAACGUACUGGUGGUGGCUCAGAGAAAGUGCCAGUACUUAACAUUGCUGUUAUCCUCGGGCGCACGCGCUACAUUUCAGACCGGGACAUACGUGCUCUGUGGAGCAAAGAGGACCCUAUCGAUGUGAAUGUGGUCACACUACUUGUCAACGAGACUGACCCCAAAAGCAUCAUCACCCACAUGUGCGACUUGAUGUCAGGGACAAAGAUCCAUGGCGUGGUAUUCGGGGAUGGCACUGACCAAGAGGCCAUUGCCCAGAUUUUGGAUUUUAUUUCAUCACAGACACUCAUACCCAUUUUGGGCAUCCAUGGAGGGUCUUCCAUGAUCAUGGCUGACAAGGAUGUGAAGUCAACAUUCUUCCAGUUUGGGGCUUCCAUCCAGCAGGAGGCUCUGUUAAUGCUGAACAUUAUGGAAGAGUAUGACUGGCAUGUGUUCUCAAUUGUCACGUCAAAGUUUCCUGGAUACCAGGAGUUCAUAAACAUCCUAAAGACUACAGUGGACAACAGUUUUGUGGGAUGGGACCUGCAGAAUAUCAUCACUUUGGAUGCCGUGGAGGAAGACAGUCGGUCUCAGAUCAUGCUCAAGAAGGUGCAGUCUCCAGUGGUUCUGCUCUACUGCUCUAAAGAUGAAGCAGUAUACAUUUUGGAGGAGGCACGCUCUCUGGGCCUGACUGGAUUUGGUUACAUCUGGAUUGUGCCAUCACUCACCACUGGGAACCCCGAAAUAACACCAGAGACAUUUCCAUCAGGGAUGAUUUCAGUGUCAUAUGAUGACUGGGACUAUCCACUGGAGGCCCGAGUUCGUGAUGGACUUGGGAUCAUAACAUCUGCAGCAGCAGCCAUGUUGGUGGAGUACGGUGAUAUUCCUGAAGCCAAGACAUCCUGUUAUGGCCCGAUGGAGAAGACAACAAAACUGCCACCUAGUGCUCUCCACAAGUACAUGAUGAAUGUGACAUGGGAUGGCAGAGACUUGUCGUUCACAGAGGAUGGCUACCAGGAAAACCCAAAGCUUGUUGUUAUCGUUCUCAAUAAAGAAAGAGAAUGGGAAAAGAUGGGGAAACUUGACAAUGGCAGCCUGACAAUAAAGUACCCAGUGUGGCCAAGGUUCAACUCUUUUGGCGAUGCCGAGCUGGACGACAACCACCUGUCGAUUGUCACCUUGGAAGAAAAACCGUUUGUUAUUGUGGAGGAUGUGGAAAGGCUCACCGGUACCUGCAUGAGGAAUUCUGUGCCCUGCAGAAAGCAUAUCAAAGACAACACAACUGAGGCUGGUGGGACAUAUAUCAAAAAGUGUUGCAAAGGUUUCUGCAUUGACAUUCUGAAGAAGAUUGCCAAGUAUGUCAAAUUCACGUACGACUUGUACCUGGUUACCAAUGGCAAGCAUGGCAAGAAGAUCAACAAUGUCUGGAAUGGGAUGGUGGGAGAGGUGGUCUAUAAGAAAGCCGUCAUGGCCGUCGGAUCUCUGACGAUCAAUGAGGAGCGUUCUGAGGUCAUCGAUUUCUCCGUCCCGUUCGUAGAAACUGGGAUCAGCGUUAUGGUCUCACGUAGCAAUGGAACGGUCUCACCAUCAGCUUUUCUCGAGCCAUUCAGUGCAUCAGUGUGGGUUAUGAUGUUUGUGAUGCUCCUACUGGUGACUGCAAUGGCUGUCUUCAUGUUUGAGUACAUCAGUCCUCUUGGCUUUAACAGAAACCUGGCACAAGGAAAAGAUCCCCAUGGUCCAUCUUUUACAAUGGGCAAGGCCGUUUGGCUGCUGUGGGGUCUGGUCUUUAACAACUCUGUGCCAGUGCAGAAUCCCAAAGGAACCACCAGCAAGUUUAUUGUGUCGGUAUGGGCCUUCUUUGCUGUCAUCUUCCUGGCCUCCUACACUGCUAACCUGGCUGCCUUCAUGAUUCAGGAAGAAUUUGUUGACCAAGUUACUGGGCUGUCAGACAACAAGUUUCAGAAUCCAUAUGCAUACUCCCCUCCGUUCCGCUUUGGGACUGUCCCAAAUGGAUCCACUGAGAGGAACAUCAGAAAGAACUACCCUGCCAUGCACCAGUACAUGGUGAAGUACCAUCAAACUGGUGUUGUGGAUGCACUUGUCAGCCUUAAAUCAGGCAAGCUGGAUGCCUUCAUCUAUGAUGCUGCAGUGUUGAACUACAUGGCUGGAAGGGAUGAAGGGUGUAAGCUGGUCACCAUCGGCAGCGGGUACAUAUUUGCUACAACUGGUUAUGGCAUUGCUCUGCAGAAAGGUUCCUUCUGGAAGCGGCAGGUGGAUCUGGCCAUCUUGGCUAUCAUCGGAGAUGGUGAAAUGGAAGAACUAGAAGCCCAGUGGCUGACAGGAAUUUGUCACAAUGAGAAGAACGAGGUCAUGUCAAGCCAGCUUGAUGUAGACAACAUGGCGGGGGUCUUCUACAUGCUGGCCACCGCAAUGGGGCUCUCACUCAUCACAUUUGUCUCGGAGCAUCUCUUCUACUGGAGGUUGAGAUACUGCUUCACCGGAGUCUGCUCUGGCACACCAGGGCUUCUGUUCUCCAUCAGCAGGGGAAUCUGGAGCUGCAUCCAUGGAGUACACAUCGAUAUGAAGAAAAAGACAGACCUUGACUUCAGCCCCCAGGACAAAAUGCUUAAACUCAUUAAGUCUGCAAAACAGAUGACCAACAUGUCUAACCUCAGUGGCUCCCACAUGAACUCGCCUAAACGAGAAUUCAUGCACUCAGCUGGUCCUAUGAUCAUGGACAUGAUGGCAGAGAAAGGCAACUUCAUUUAUGCUGACAACAGAAGCUAUGCUCCCAAAGAUAUGAUCUAUGGGGACACUGGUGACCUUCAGUCUUAUCUUGCAAAUCGCCACAAAGACCACCUCAAUAAUUACAUCUUUCAGGGUGGGCAGCAUCCCCUGACUCUGAAUGAUGCAAAUCCAAAUACUGUAGAGGUAGCUGUGAGUGCUGACACCGUCCAAACAAAUGCCAAACCUCAGCGAACAUUGUGGAAAAAGUCAACUGACACAUUGCGUUCCAUGCCACCGGGACCAUCUCCAAUGCCUGACAUGCUAAUGCCAGAUCCACGAAUAUCUAUGAAGACACAGCGCUACCUCCCAGAAGACACUGCCCAUUCUGACAUCUCAGACUGUUCAAGCAGGGGAGCAACCUACAAGGACCCAGAAAACAACAAGCAUCUGAAACCCAAGGACAACUUAAAAAAAAGAUCCGUGACGUCAAAAUACCCUAGGGAUUGCAGUGAGGUGGAGCUGUCCUACUUAAAGACUAAGCAGGUCAGCAGUGGAACCAACCAAAGUGGGAGAGGAGGGGGAGAGAAAAUCUACACAAUUGAUUCAGACAGAGAGGUGAGCCUCCAUUCAGACUCUGUUCGCUACCGUGAAAGCCAUGGUCUUGCAGCAGAUGAUUUGGAUUACCCUGAAAUAUAUUCUGACCACAGUGAUAACUUCAGAAAGUGUGAGCAGCCAAUCAUUCAUCUGAACUCCUCACCUAUGCAUCACACGGACUCAGACCUUCUCCCAGACUCAGCUUACUCUAAAUCUUACAGCCUAAAAGAGAAAAAUCUUUCCCUUUCCCCUCACGAAUCUAUUGAUCGCUACAAACAGACACACUGCCGUUCUUGCUUGUCCAAAGUACCUGCUAGCUACCCACAAGGAGGGUCAUAUGUCUCGGCAGCAUCUGCUACAGCAUCUGGAACAAGAUCUCCAUACAAUCGUUGUGAUGCAUGCCUUCACACAGCUAACUUGUAUGACAUUAGUGAGGACCAGCUACUUGGUGAUCCCUUGCUUAGCCCCACCCUUCAUCACCAGGAGCAGCAGCAGCCAGAUGAAAUGUUUGGCCUGUAUUGGCCCCAGACAGAUGGGCCACAUGUCCAAAAAAGAAACCGCUUGAGGCUAAGUCGUCAGCACUCAUUUGAUAACAUCAUGCUUGAAAAACCCAAGGAUGCAGACCCGGGCCGACCAGCACGCAGCGUCAGCCUGAAAGAAAAAGAUCGAUUCUUGGACUCUGCAUCUGACUCCCAGUAUGCCAAUCUAUUCGGGAUGCGCCCUUACUCUGGCAGACUCUUUAGCAGUGGGUCUAAACCAAUGCUGUUUAACAAUAACCUUGAGGAAAGUAAGAGGAGCAAAUCCCUCUACCCAACCCAUGGCUCUGAAAACCCUUUCCUCAGUCACUCACUGAGGGAUGACACCAGCAGCAGACUGGUCCAUGGGCGUAGUUCCUCUGACAUUUACAAACAGCUGGCAGUAGGUUCUCCUGCAUUGGCACUAGGAUCAGCUCCUAUCAAAACACGCAAUGAUGCGAACAAUCUUCGUUCUUCCAUUAAAUCCACUUCUUCAUACUGCUCAAGGGAUGGACGGAUAACUAAUGACAUGUAUAAUAAAGAGCAUGUGAUGCCUUACUCAGACAAUAAGACUAGUGCAUACCCAGCCUCAAGGGGUGUCCUAAACUCAGCCCAGUUCAGCAAUAGGCGGGUGUAUAAGAAAAUUCCCAGUCUGGAAUCAGAUGUUUAGUGGAUAGAAGAAAUGUUUUCUCUCCCUCUAAGUCCUCUUUGGAUUUGUAUUAUAAUUUAUCAACUAUGUUAUCCACUAAGGGAUGUCAUAGCAACUUGACCAUUUUUCUUCUCUUUUACAUUCUAAUCAAAAAAGGAACUUCUGGCCCACUUGGGACUACUUGUAUUGUUAUUAAUCUAUUUCUACCAUAUUUGUCCAUUCUCUCAUGUACCAAUCAGUUUUUGUCCAGCACUAUUCUUUAAAGUUAAAAACAGGAGGAAGUAAACAAAAAUAAUGCUAUUUAUAGAACUGACAUAUUAAGGAUUCUUUACAGAAGAAAAGCUGCUUUAGUAUUAUACGAAAAGUUUGUUGAUAUGUGCUAAAAAUUUACAGCCAUUGGUUUUGGCAGUAAUCUUUGAAGAUUGAUUAGGAAAAAGUGAUAAAGGAGCUAAUGCAUUUAAUGUUAUCCUUUUCACAUUUUUUCACUUCCACCUUCACUGAUGAAACUCACUAUGUAAGCAUUUUGGAAGAACAGGGGUGUCAAAGUGAGAUAAUCUAACAGUGUGCUGCUUGUUAGGCUUACAAAAUGUACCGCAAUGACACCUGACAAUGAAGGUGAGGACAAAAAGGGUGAGAAAAUAAGUAGAAAAACUGGAACAACUCGCAAUUUCCGGUAGUUAGUGAUUGCAGGUUUAGUUAGACUGGUUUUCUAUUUUAAAAAUCAUGUCAACAACAGUACGGUGAUGAAAAGAUGAGAACAAUGGAGGUGCUAUCAGUGAAUACUGUUUACAAAGAAAAUGACUUUCGUAAAGAACAGACAACAAGGGACAGUUGAGGGGAUUUCAUUUCUGGCACUGCACAUAUAAAAUAAUUAAAAAGUCUUACUUUUUUAUUCUAUUCAGCUAUGAUAUUUAAAAAUCUAUGUAGAAUUUUAGUGUUUGCUUAUUUGGUAGCACAAUAGCAAUUAGUUUGAAAAGAAACUCUCCCACAUUUGUAUUUUAAAAAAGGCAUAGCUUCCUAGUAAAAAAAAUCAUCAGGAGUAUUAGGUUAUUUUGCAUGUGUUUAUUUUUUUGUCCUUGAAGAGAAGAAAAAAUGCUCACAAAUAGACAUAUUUAUCAUGUUUCUGAAAAAGGAAAGGCUAGAGAUGGAUGGAUUGCUAUUUUACAAAAUAAACUUAGAUCUCUGACCUUAACACAUAGUUAACCUGUAACAAUAAUGUUGGAAGGGAAUAAAGAUAAUAUAAUGGAGGGAAAAGAUAAAAACUGUGCCCACCAUCACCUCAUCCAGGCUGAGCAUAUGUCAAAUUUUGUUUUUGACAUCUCUGCCACUGAAAAACAGGGUAUUUAGCUUGAAAAAAGAAAAACAUAACUGAUAUCUUCCUUUCCCCUUCAUAUAUAUCUUACUUUU